Messenger RNA from Solanum verrucosum, 2124 nucleotides. Its product is annotated as probable metal-nicotianamine transporter YSL7. The transcript has 6 exons. Bases 1 to 2079 code for a protein of 692 amino acids. The record is from RefSeq and is a predicted model, not a curated record. Gene Ontology annotation, molecular function: oligopeptide transmembrane transporter activity. Lineage: Eukaryota; Viridiplantae; Streptophyta; Magnoliopsida; Solanales; Solanaceae. Gene Ontology annotation, cellular component: membrane.
AUGGAUAGUAGAUCCAACAGUGUCAACAGAAACACAAAGAAAAAUGAUGAUGAUAAUAUCACCCAAAGAGAAGAAGCUUUGUAUUCUGUAGAAAGGAUCUUUGAGUCCAAAGAAGUGCCAUCAUGGCAGAAUCAGUUAACUUUAAGGGCUUUUUGUGUGAGUUUCAUAUUGGGAAUUCUUUUCACUUUCAUUGUCUUGAAAUUGAGUCUCACCACUGGUAUUAUUCCUUCUCUCAAUGUUUCUGCUGGACUUUUGGGGUUCUUUUUCCUCAAAACGUGGACUAAACUUCUUGAGAAAUCUGGAAUUCUUAAGCAACCUUUCACUCGCCAAGAAAACACCGUCAUUCAGACCUGUGUUGUUGCUACUUCCGGCAUUGCAUUUAGCGGAGGUUUUGGAAGCUAUCUAUUUGCCAUGAGUGAAGUUGCAGCCAAACAAUCAACUGAAGCAAAUAAUGCAUUCAAUAUUAAGAACCCCUCUUUGGGAUGGAUGAUAGGGUUUCUUUUCGUUGUUAGCUUUCUUGGGCUUUUCUCAGUGGUUCCUCUUCGUAAGAUUAUGAUCAUAGACUUCAAACUGACAUAUCCAAGUGGCACAGCAACUGCUCACCUGAUCAAUAGUUUCCAUACCCCACAAGGAGCUAAGCUAGCAAAGAAACAAGUAAAAGCUCUGGCGAAAUUCUUCUCCUUCAGCUUCUUGUGGGGUUUCUUCCAAUGGUUUUUCACUGCUGGGGAUGACUGUGGAUUUGCAAGUUUUCCCACGUUUGGCCUUAAAGCAUAUGAGAACAAGUUUUACUUUGACUUUUCAGCAACAUAUGUUGGUGUAGGGAUGAUAUGUCCUUACUUAAUCAACAUAUCUUUGCUACUUGGAUCUAUCCUUUCUUGGGGUAUAAUGUGGCCUCUGAUUCAGGACAGAAAGGGCCAUUGGUUCCCUGCAGAUGAGAGCCCCAGCAGCCUUCAUGGUUUGCAGGGAUAUAAGGUCUUCAUAGCAAUAGCCAUGAUCCUUGGUGAUGGUCUCUACAAUUUCUGCAAGGUAUUUGGACGAACAUUAUAUGGUUUGUAUUUGCAAUUCUGCAGUAAAGAUGAAGGAGCAGUCCUGCCAGUUGGUGCUCGUCCAUCUCCUCCAGAGCCUUCCAUGUCUUUUGAUGACCAGCGACGAACAACGCUUUUCCUCAAGGAUCAAAUUCCAAUAUGGGUUUCCAUAGUUGGUUAUGUUGGCAUUGCCAUCAUCUCUACUAUAACACUUCCACACAUUUUCCAUCAACUUAAGUGGUACCAUAUCAUUGUGAUUUAUGUUUUUGCACCGGUUUUGGCCUUUUGCAAUGCUUAUGGUUGUGGUCUCACUGACUGGUCUUUGGCAUCUACCUACGGAAAACUGGCAAUCUUUACAAUUGGUGCAUGGGCUGGGGCUUCUCAUGGAGGGGUUCUUGCUGGACUAGCUGCGUGUGGCGUCAUGAUGAACAUAGUCUCCACUGCAUCUGACCUAACACAGGACUUUAAGACUGGUUAUAUGACAUUGGCUUCCCCGCGGUCCAUGUUCAUAAGCCAGAUUAUUGGCACAGCAAUGGGUUGUCUCAUCUCCCCAUGUGUAUUUUGGCUCUUCUAUAAGGCAUUCCCUGACUUAGGUACCCAAGGUUCAGCAUAUCCUGCCCCUUAUGCCCUGGUGUAUCGUAACAUGUCUAUCAUUGGAGUUGAAGGUUUCUCAGCUCUUCCAAAGAACUGCCUCACCCUUUGCUACGUGUUCUUCAUAGGAGCUAUUGUGAUCAAUGGCAUCAGAGAUCUUGUGGGAAAGAACAAGGCAAAGUACAUUCCUCUCCCAAUGGCGAUGGCCAUUCCCUUCUAUCUUGGCUCCUACUUUGCUAUUGACAUGUGUCUCGGGAGCUUGAUAUUGUUCGUUUGGACAAAGAUUAACAAGGCCAAGGCUGAUGCAUUUGGGCCUGCUGUGGCUUCUGGUCUGAUUUGUGGUGAUGGAAUAUGGACCUUACCCAGUUCAAUACUGGCUUUGGUAGGAGUGAAACCGCCUGUUUGCAUGAAGUUUCUGUCUAGGAAUGCUAACACUAGAGUCGAUAGUUUCUUAAAUUCUUGAACUCCCUUCUAGUAGGUGUUUCUCAUUUUCUUUUGUUCUGUUAGU